Molecule: messenger RNA, 4458 nt
Organism: Acanthaster planci (crown-of-thorns starfish)
Lineage: Eukaryota; Metazoa; Echinodermata; Asteroidea; Valvatida; Acanthasteridae
Gene: aktip
Product: AKT interacting protein
Source: RefSeq, a predicted model, not a curated record
UGGGUUUCGCCCGUCACACACCACAGUACUCAGUCGUAGCCUUAGCUUAUAACCCAGCCUUAGACUCGGCGUUUUCGGUAUACACCUACCGUGUAUGAUGAACGCGUACCUUCCAACAUGUAGAAUGUACAUGGAUCUGAGGCGUAUCGGUCGUCGGUUUUGCGAUUCUCUUCAGGGAAACGUCUGUGUAGCAAGUGGAAGUGAUUUCAAAUAAUGCAAUUUACUGAGUGGAGGUCACUGUAUCACCUUGACUCAUAGCAUGGCAUCAGAUGUACAUGUUCACCCAUCACAGGCUGGUGCAACUACGGAAGCAGAAGCUCAACUCAUCGUGCGCCGGCACCCUGCCUCUGCAGCCAAGAAGCAACUCCCUCGGGUGCCCACAGAGGAGGAGGCAGCAGAGGCUGCAGGGCCCAGUAGACCGGCCUCAGGGAUCGAAAGGUCGGGGUCAUUGUCAUCAUCAUCAGCAGAACGGGCGAGUUCGGCCACCAGCCCCAGCAAUGGCACCACGGCCGCCUACGGGCAGUUCUAUCUUGAGUAUGCACUGAUGGCUGAAUACAAUCAGCUUCACAAACAGAAGUUACCUGGGGUUUAUGUCAUACCCUCUGCUAAAUCACCCCUCCAUUGGUUUGGAGUGUUGUUCAUCAGACAGGGGCUCUAUCAAGAAGGUAUCUUCAAGUUUGACUUGCUCAUCCCAGAAAAUUAUCCUGAUGGAGACAGUCCAAGGUUAAUAUUUCGGCCGUCCAUCUUUCAUCCCAUCAUUGACCCGGUCAGUGGAGAGCUAGAUGUUCAAAGGGCGUUCACGAAGUGGAAGAGGAACGUGAACCACAUCUGGCAAGUGCUGCUGUAUGCAAGGAGAGUGUUCUACAAGAUUGAUACCAAGGCCCCGCUCAACCCCGAGGCAGCAGUCUUGUAUGAGGAGGACCUAGACCUGUUCAAAUCCAAGGUCAACGAAACGGUCGAGAUGUGCAAGAGCCGUAAAUACGACCCACCAUACUCGGAAGACCCCCAUGCCAUUCACUUCAGUGAGUGGGAUGACGAAAAACAUGGAACAGCAAAGACAGCAAUAAUGACGCCCAAACCACCGAAGACAACUGGGGAAAGCGGAGGUCACAAAAAUGCACAAACGUCAGGUCUGUCAUGGGUCAAACCAGGUACACUGCAAGUAUUCAGUAAAGACUGACAAGGGUGCCUUUACUCCAGCAAAAUAUUAAAAAUUACUUGACAAUCUUGAUGAGUGGUGUGAGCAAAAUGCUAUGCAUCUAAGCUCCUCUAUGUGGCCCAUUUCCAGUACAAUCUAGAACCUGUGGCAGCUGUAUGGCUGUAUAGAAUAAUUACAUAUGCCCAAGAAAUAUUGGGAGGUUCAUAUUGUAUGAGUGAACCAAACUCACUUGAAUUUGGCCCAGCCCAACACCAGAGACAAAUUUCAUGGAGCCACCGAGCACAGGAUUGAGCUAGGCAGGGGAAUGCAACUUGCUUAGCAAGUAUUGGUUGCCUGGUAAAAUGUCAUCCAGUGUGCACUACACCUGACCGCAAUCUGCUUACUUUUGUACUUUUAGAAAUAACUUUGCUUGGGAACUUUUUCUGCAUGCUCAGGUCCAUGCAAUAAGGCCCUGGGUUUGCAUUCCUUUGCACUGGGCUGGAUGCAUUGCCUCAUUUUGGUGAAAUAAAUGCCAUCAGGUUACUGCAGAUAGUCAGCGGUUUAUUAACUCGGAGCGGUUCCUAAAAAAAAAAAUGUUGUGCGUGAAUUCGGAGUGGAGGCCAGCUGGCUUGUAUCAAUGUAGAAUCCCGUAAGGAUAAAAUCAGAUAGAGGUAAACUUACUCAAUGAAAACUGUGCAUUUCAGGGAGCCAUUAUUUUUGAGUAAUCAUGCUUGAAGUUCAGUAAUUUUUUGCGGGAGGAGAUCAUUUUGAUCGUUUUGAGUUAUGUAUGGUUAUGUGAAAUACACUUAUGAGAAAGAGAAUUCACCAAUAACGUUGAAAGAGUAUAGCAGUGUUUAUAUUAUUGUGGUCUGUGAAGGUAGUGGUUGAAUGUUGGCACAGAAAUUAAAUAUUUUUCACACUGAGUUGUAAGUCACAUCUAAUGUCUAUGUUAAGUUUUUAAAAAUUCAUUGAUUGUUGAAAAAAUACCGAUUAUGAACUGUACAUAGGAGAUAUACAUACUUAAUUUAAUGUGCUCAACUAUAUAAUUUUUGUACAUAGAAAAUAACACCGAGAAACAAUGAACUAAUAUUUAAUUAAUGGUAGAUGUAACCUUCAUUUGAAAUAUUUAUGUCUUGCCACAGCGCAGGUCAGUUUGUGUUCUAAAUGGCAACCAAUGGCAACUAUGUGAGUAGAUCUUUGUAUUCUUCGUUACAAGUCACAAAUACCUAGUAUGAAAUACUUUUUGAACAAUUAGUUCUCUCAUCUGCCAAAGGUGAUUACUUUACGUUUUGAUAGUCACAUGGUGAAGGACUGUGGAAUCCAAUUGCUAUUAAGGAACAUUUUAGUAAAUGUCUUAAAACUCCUUUUUCCGUGAACAUUGCCAAAUGGAAGUGGAUUCUGAAAAAACCAACAAACCAAGAGAAUUUGAUUAAGAGAAACAAGAUGUGUACAGUUUGGUGAAAAAUGAUAUGUGUGGGGAGGAUCAAAGGGUUAGGCUUUCCAAAAUGUCGCUGUUUUCUCAUUUGUGACUGGCAGGUACUGUUUGUUCAUGUUUUUUUAAGUACAUGUAGUUAGUACCUAUGAGUUUGUUUUAAAGUCCCUGUACUUACAUGAGGUGCUGGAUAAAAUCCAUCCAGUAAUUUGAUGGUAACGACAGCUUAAUUCUUGGCUUCCAGGUUUUCUGAUUGAAGCUGAGGCAGUGAUAUAGUUCGCACAAUGAAAACAAGACAUUUCAAAUAAAUUAAAUCGUUAUUUUUUUUUUUUUUUUGGAGCUAGUUUAACACAACAUGUAGAACAUUAGAUAGAGUAAACAUUUCGAUCCGGAGAUCUUCAUCAGGACUGACUAGAAUAGUAGAUGGCCAGGCAUAAAUACUGAAACACUCAAGCAACGGAAAAAAACAACAGCAUUUCAAUUGAAUUGACAUGAAUCUUUCAGUGUUUGAUGAAGAACCAUUAGUACGGUAUACCUUUUUGUUCAAUGUUUUGACGGUAGCAUUCUGUAGCAUUUAAUAGUUGAGUAAAUGUAUACUUGAAUUCAUACCAAAGUGUUCUUUGCACUUUUGGGCCUGUCAUUUCAGAUGGCAGAUAAUGGUAACACUGACUUGAGUUUCUUUCAAAAGAUAUUUUACAGUCAUUCAACAGACUUUAAGCACAGUCUCCUCAAAUGUGACUGGAUCCUACAAAUGAGUCCAAAGAACAUUCCUCCACUUUGAUUUCCAUAUGGAUUAAAAAGCACCUGUUUCAUUUUACAUAUUAGUCAGGCCAAACAGGGAUUUGUAUGUUUCCCUCUAACCAUGGUUGAAUGUUUCAGGGAAUUCAGGUUUUAAAGGAAGGUGAUGGUGUUUGGUGAGUGUUGCAUUGGCAAGUAGUGUAAAUGAGGCUGGUCAGUGCAUCACCAACACAGACAAAAUCUUUCAAAGGUACAUGUAAAAUCUUGGGGUGCUCAAACUAUUUCAGGUGUUGCACCACAUUGAUGAGAUAGCAGGGACACCACCAUGCAACAAGCAUAACACUUCUGAAAUAAUUCCCUUGUAUCUACACAGGAUAGAGACAGAUAUUUUCAAAGACAAACUUUAGACAAUUUCUGUUCAACACAGGAAACAAUUUUCCACAUGUAAUUUUUUGUUUGCAGUAGUCAGUGGAUAGGACUGCAGAUCAUAAAGGAUUUGUUGAAGACAUGAUUUGCUAUUUAUCCACAGACAUUCAAGUCUAGUGGUUUCAAAGAUAGAAAAAUAUACAUACAGUGUACAUGUAUUCCUUUGUUUAAUGCACAAUGUGGAAAAGGAGCCAAUGUAGCACCCCUCACGGUAUCUGCUUGAUAGCGUAGGGUUGAUGAAUUGAGCUGGCUUGGCCAAUAGGUUUUUGUGACUUUGUUGUGGUAAUCAUUAUCAAGGCACCGGCACAAACUUUGCUGCAUUUAUUACCACAGGGCUUCAAUUUGCUUCCCCUCGGGAAUUGGCAAAGAAGCAUCAGGCUAAAAGAGUUUUGUCUUUGAAAACCUAGCUUCCUCGCAUACGUGGCAUUGAUUGACAGAAUUGUGUUGGAUAAAUGAAAAAAAUUAAUACCCAAAUGUUCAUUGUAUUUUUAGAUCAAGGAACCUCAAAGAGGUGGAAAGUUUCUAUUGCAGAUGCAGAUGAAGUGCCUAAAAUAAAUUAAUAUUUUCACUAAGGAAAUGUGUGUCAUUCCGUGUACUUUUUUUCUAGCUUGUAACAAGUAUUGUAGAUUUUCUUUAGCGCAACUUUUGUAUGUUUAAGUGAAUAGAAGACUGUGAUUUGUGUGUGCAAUUUGUAAUAAAAGUUAAACUGGCCCUUUGUCCAAUC